Messenger RNA from Kwoniella mangroviensis CBS 8507, 2124 nucleotides. RefSeq lists its product as uncharacterized. The transcript is spliced from 3 exons. The record is from RefSeq and is a predicted model, not a curated record. Bases 1 to 2124 code for a protein of 707 amino acids. NCBI's taxonomy places the organism in Eukaryota, Fungi, Basidiomycota, Tremellomycetes, Tremellales, Cryptococcaceae.
AUGCCUGCUUCUAAUCGAUGGAUCAAAGCGACCUUGACGGUACUCACGGCCACACUUUUGGUCGCUGAUGCAGCGCCGCUCCCUCAGUCUUCUGACAUGGGCAGUAGUCGCUCACUGCAGGACUACGACACGCCAUCUGGUUCUAGCUCGAUAGCUUCUUCGUCGUACAUACCGUCAUCUACAGAUGAGAGUGAUGCCUAUUCAUCAGAGAGCAUGCCGCUAUAUGGGGAUGAAGAUGAUAAUACAUAUCCAAUAGCAGGAUCCCAGUGGGAAUCUGACGCGCAGUUCAGCGAUCUCAGUUCAUUCUCCAUAUCCAACUUUUCAGCUGGCUCACAGAACAUAGAAGUAUUGGCGGGAUCUCCAUCAGCGCCUUCCGAUGAUCAGAGUGUCAUCUCAACACAAUCAAUGUCGACCAGUAAUUGGGAUCCUUCGAUAAACUCCAUGCGUGUAACAUACCCUGCUGGAUCGAUGAAUCCGGGGAACAAUCCGAGGGGAGGAUCGACCUUUUACGCUCAUCCGAUCAACAUGCGAAGGGUACAUAAUGCGACAUUGGAGUAUAGUGUGUUCUUCCCCAGAGAUUUCGAUUUUGUAAAGGGCGGAAAAUUACCAGGGCUGUAUGGUGGUCAUUCGGGUUGUGCUGGUGGUGUAGAUGCGAGAGACUGUUUUAGUACCAGAAUGAUGUGGAGAGAGAACGGUCAUGGUGAAUUGUAUCUGUACGCUCCUCGACACCGACAGACCCAGCGCUUGUGUCGAUCGCCACCGUUCUCCGAUUGUAGUACGCCUUACGGUCUGAGUAUAGGUCGAGGAUCUUGGACUUUCCAAAGGGGCGCUUGGACAGACAUUCGUCAAGAUGUAUGGCUCAACACACCGGGAAAGAACGACGGUGGUUUCAACAUCUGGGUCAACGGUAAACUUGUGGUUCACGCCGACGAUGUCUUCUACCGUGAUACCACCGAAACAUGUCUGGCUUCUAUGGGCAACAGUGCUGCUUUGUGGUCCGGAAUGGCACCUUUCAAACGGGAUAACUCAUUAGAGGAUACAGAUACCUUCAUCACCGAAGAUUGGCUCUCGUUCACUGCCGAUGUGGAUGACCAGGGUUUAGCUAUCAGGUCCACUGAAGAGCUUGAACCGCUGGUAAAGCGUCAGAACUCAUUGGUGAAGAUGAUGAAAAAAUGGUUAGGGCUCAUUGAGAAAGUCAAGAGGUCUCCAUUCGAUGAUGGUCAUUGGAAAGGUAUCAACGGUUACCCUGGUGAUCCAGGAUAUACAGGUGAAUCGAGUACCCAACAGUGCCAUAUGACCAUGAAGCCCAACCCACCCACACCAACCAUGAAACCUAGUAAACCCAAACCGAAAACACCUAAAAAAAUCCCUAAGAAGCCCACAAAGCCUAGUAAACCCAAGACAGUCGGUAAAGCCAGUACACUAAGCACAUUCAGUGAUUCAAGUGAUUCCCCUACAUUCAACUCACUCAGUGAGCCCAAAGCAAUCAGUACAGUGGGCGAUUCCCGUAUAAACUACACAUCCGGUGAAACCAGGACCCUCGGAGCAUCUAGUACACCUGGCACCAUUAGCAUGUUCAGUGUACCCGGUACACCUGACACGAUCAUGACUGCCGCGGAAGAUGAUGAUCCUUCGGCGGACGAUGAGCCCGCCGAUAAUCCUCCUGCCGAUGAUCCUCCUGCUGAUGAUCCACCUGUCGAUGACCCUCCAGCUGAAGAUCCUCCUGCAGAUGAUCCGCCUGUCAAUGACUCCCCAGCUGCCGAUCCCUCAUCACCACCACCACCACCGCCCGUCGUAGCCCCUUCACCUCCGAAUCCACCUGCUCCUGAAGUCCCUGCCCCCUUACCCCCACCCCCUCCACCCUCUGCCCCACCUCCCGCUCCUAAAGCACCGACGCCUCCUCCUCCUCCUCCAGCUCCCAAAGCUCCAGGUAUCUUGCUCCCUGUUCCACCUCAUGCUGAUUCGAUAACACGACCCCAUCGACACCUCGACAACGUAGCUUGUGAACGUGGGUUCGUGGGUCUGUUCUUCUCGACUUUCUUCGGAGGUCAUACGGAAACGUGGGCUUCACCAAAGGAACAGAACACGUACUUCCGUAAUUUCCGAAUUCGAAUCAACUCAUAA